Molecule: messenger RNA, 1149 nt
Organism: Erigeron canadensis
Lineage: Eukaryota; Viridiplantae; Streptophyta; Magnoliopsida; Asterales; Asteraceae
Product: chaperone protein DnaJ
Exons: 5
Coding region: 128-976 (282 amino acids)
Biological process (GO): protein refolding
Cellular component (GO): cytoplasm
Source: RefSeq, a predicted model, not a curated record
AUCGAAUCGAAACCUUGACGAGCAUUGAACAAUAUCUUUUUCUAACUCAACACACACCAUACAACCAAUAAUAAGAAGGGAAUCACAUCCAUCAAACCCCUAAAUUUUCAACAAAGAUUAUGACUUGAUGAAUAUGCAUGUAAAUCCCUUAUCUCCAUUCCCAAACUCCUCAUCAUUUUCAAUACAAAAUCAGCCAUCUUUCUUCUUCAUACCCAUAUGCAGAUUUGGGUAUGGAAGUAACCUCAAUUCUUCUAUCUUUCUUGAUUCCCAAUCUUUUUCGUUCACACCCACCACCAUAUACACAAAUUUCAAAAUCAUAAAAAGAAGAAGAAGUAGUGGAAAUUACCAUAGUACCCUUGUGAAAGCUAGUAAAGAAUCACCUUAUCAAGUUUUGGGAGUAUCUCCUUCUGCUACACCAGCUGAGAUCAAAAGGGCUUAUAGAAAACUUGCUUUAAAGUAUCACCCUGAUGUCAAUAAAGAGGCUAAUGCUCAAGAGAAAUUUUUGAGAAUAAAACAUGCAUACAAUACGGUUUUGAAUUCAGAUUCACGUAAGAAGUACGACUCUGGAAGCCGUACAUCUGAAGCGUACAACUACAAGCGUGCGGAAGAUGAAGAGUUUUAUGGUUUCGGUAAUUUUGUGAGGGAUGUCCAAAUAUCAUUAGGGGACUUCCUUAAAGAUCUGCAAGAAGAAUACAGGAACUGGGAGGCAAACGCUCCUUCACAAACAAAACCGAAGAGCUUAUGGGAGGAAUUAUCAGAAAUUGGGGAAGAGUUUGUCGAGUUUCUUGAAAAAGAGCUGAACAUCACAGAUACCGAAGAGGACACAAAGCGAGAAUAUAAAGAACCUGCAAGUUCAGGUAAGAGUAGAACUGAAAAUGGUAGUAAAACUGAAAGUAAAAGUGGAAGCAGUAUUGAAGAUAAUAUAGAUGAGAUUGAAGCUGCACUUGCUCAAUUAAAAAGGGAACUAGGGUUGUGAUUUUUUCAUACACGGUGAGAAAUAUUCACCUAUUUGAAUGUUGUUAGGUUCUUUGAUUUUGUAAUUUUGUUCAAAAAUACGAGUAUUUAUCUGCAAAUGCUGGAAUAGUUAUACAAUUUAAUGUAAAGUUGGAAGAUAUAGGAAGGAGUAUUGAGUUCUAUAAUUUUAUUUAA